Aspergillus saccharolyticus JOP 1030-1 is the source of this 645-nucleotide messenger RNA. RefSeq lists its product as uncharacterized. The transcript has a single exon. NCBI's taxonomy places the organism in Eukaryota, Fungi, Ascomycota, Eurotiomycetes, Eurotiales, Aspergillaceae. The record is from RefSeq and is a predicted model, not a curated record. The coding region runs from base 118 to 507 and encodes 129 amino acids.
CCAGCAAAAUGGCAGUCUCGGUAUGCUACCGCCCGUGAAGAAGCGCAAGAUAUCCUGCGAUUUUGGCACGUCUUGCGGGUCGGAGGAUUGGAUGUCACGGGUGAUUACCAUUCGGGUAUGGCUUUUUUUUUUGUGCUUGUCUUGCUAUUGUUUGAUAUCGGGUUUGGUGUCAAUCUGCUGGAAUAUACCAUCGAACACUUUGAGGUGAUGGUGCUGAUGCACAAUCCACACUAUGCUAUACACCACAUCACAAGACUCCCAUGUCAUGCAAGACUAACAAUGGCAAUACGAACGAAUUCAGGCACCAGUUACAUCCCUCUCGCAAGACCCCUUCGUCCUCACCCCCAUCGCCCUGAUCCCGCGCUCUCGUAUCCCCUUCGCUUGGUUGGAGUAUUCACCCUCCGGUCCGCAUUCCGGUUCGAGCUUGACGUCAACCAUCGCACCGCCACUCCACCCCGGUUGUCUUUUCGUGGCGCAUAUCCCUGUGCUAGAGGUUUGUCAUGGUGAUGCUUCUGGUGGUAAUGGUGCCGGUCGAUCGAGACGAGAGCCGAUGGUGCUCGCUGCGAGGAUGUCGCCCGGCGGGGAGUUGGUGGUUGUGGAGAGGGUGAAGAGGGGGAUCUUUGCGCUCCUUCGCGUGGCGGAGGC